Messenger RNA from Haliaeetus leucocephalus (bald eagle), 808 nucleotides. RefSeq names its product AhpC/TSA antioxidant enzyme domain containing 1 (gene PRXL2C). The transcript is spliced from 6 exons. Bases 7 to 678 code for a protein of 223 amino acids. The record is from RefSeq and is a predicted model, not a curated record. Lineage: Eukaryota; Metazoa; Chordata; Aves; Accipitriformes; Accipitridae.
CGGGCCAUGGCCGGGCCCCCGGUGCCCCCCGUCACGCAGCAGGUCGGCCGGGCGCGGGACUGCGGGCAGCGGCCGGAGCUGGGGGAGCUGCGGGAGGCCGCCCGCUGCCUGGUGGUGGACGCGGACGGGAGGAGCAUCCCCUUCAAGGCCCUGUACGGGGAGCGAAAAGCCAUCGUGGUGUUCGUGCGGAAUUUUUUAUGUUACACCUGUAAGGAGUAUGUAGAAGACCUGGCAAAAGUCCCCGAGGCGUUUUUACAAGAAGCAAAUGUGAGGCUUAUAGUUAUUGGACAGUCAUCUUAUCAUCACAUCAAGCCCUUUUGCAGUUUAACUGGGUAUACACACGAAAUGUAUGUAGAUCCACAAAGGGAAAUUUAUAAAACGCUUGGCAUGAAAAGAGGUGAAGGUAAUAAUGUAUCAGUGCGGAGCCCUCAUGUGAAAUCGAACAUGCUCCUGGGAAGUAUUAGGAGUAUGUGGAGAGCAAUGACUGGCCCAGCUUUUGAUUUUCAAGGAGACCCCGCUCAGCAGGGAGGAGCUCUGAUUUUAGGCCCAGGCAAUGAAGUUCAUUUUUUGCACCUUGAUAAAAACAGGCUGGAUCAUGUUCCCAUUAACACAGUUUUGCAGCUGGCAGGAGUUAAAACAGUAAAUUUCACAAACAAACCCCAGAUUAUUGACAUAUGACACUGGCACAAUAUAUGAUUUUUUUUAUUUGUGCUCUGCAAGAACAAUUCUCCAGUGAAUUGCCACCAGCAUCAGUACUGUUGUGUCUUUAUGGACAUCUGAAACCUUAUUGAGAAAAUCAGAGCACAGA